AUAUCGGCUCAACUCCGCUCAAAAUUAUCCUGGGCAGCAGCAAAAGUGGAAAAGGAUUGGAAAUCCAACCCAAACAGCAAGCAGUUCAGCUUAUCUAGCCAGACACAUUCGCCAAGAGGAAUUAAUGCGUCCAUACAACCUAAUGGUCAUCCACCGUCAAAUCAACCCCCAAAGUUCAGCGGUUCUGUUGGAGAGCGCGAUCUUGCGGCUCAAGUGUUAAAAAUCGCGACUGGACAUAGCAACCUGCGGCCUGAUAUGCCACAAAGCAAGCCACUGAACAGCUCGUCUAGACCAUACCAUCGGCACAAUUUAUCGAUGGGUUCAAUUCCUUCAAAGUUGUCCUAUGAGCGGUCAACUUCGAAUGGCUUCCACCAAAUCCCCCGCCUUGCUCCACCAGCAGAUAUAAUUCCGGGAAAUGGACCUCAUACAAAACGGAGAAUAAGCCAAAAUAUCACAAGCCCUAAAAAGUUCAAAGUCCCAUCUCUUUCACAGCAGUCCUCAAGCUCCUCUGUGAUAGGCACCCAGGGGUCUUGUCCUAUUCCCGCUACCCCUCCGCAACCCCAUCAACCCUCAUUUAAAGCCCCAUCAUCUGCAACAACGGCUAUCCUUGGAAGACACUGUACUCCUACCGAAAAAACAAUCAUGGAGCAGGAUGCAGUUGAAACUCUCGUUUUCAUGGGAAGCCCAGAAAAUUCGGGGUACUACAAUGACUCUCGACCACACACCAACCCGCCUAGCAAUUCAAAGGAUUCAUUUCAAUACCCCCCGGUGACCGAAAACACAUCAGCUCCAACUUCUUCUGCACCUCCAACACUUGGUAUGCCUUUUAGUUACGAACCUAGAGAACGGGACCCGCUUCAUUCCAAACGUGUUAGCUUUGCAGAACAUGGUGGAGAAGCUCCGUAUGCAAACUGCAGCCGGCCUAGGCUAGAACAAAACGCUGGUGAUGAAAUUGACCGUCUGCUGGACGAAAUGGGCGACAGCGACAACGAACCAGAUUAUGAUUGGUUUGCUCAUAUGUCGGGAGCCAGGGAUAAUUUUAGUCUACCUCAGCAAAAUAGCCAGUGGACCAAUGACCAAUGCAGCCACCCAAGCUCAGCUAUAUGUCAACCUGGUAAUAAUGCUCAGCUGCGAGGCUAA
Trichophyton verrucosum HKI 0517 is the source of this 1140-nucleotide messenger RNA. RefSeq lists its product as uncharacterized. NCBI's taxonomy places the organism in Eukaryota, Fungi, Ascomycota, Eurotiomycetes, Onygenales, Arthrodermataceae. The transcript has a single exon. The annotation marks the transcript as partial. The record is from RefSeq and is a predicted model, not a curated record.